Molecule: messenger RNA, 3112 nt
Organism: Chlamydomonas reinhardtii
Lineage: Eukaryota; Viridiplantae; Chlorophyta; Chlorophyceae; Chlamydomonadales; Chlamydomonadaceae
Exons: 12
Coding region: 573-2705 (710 amino acids)
Biological process (GO): DNA endoreduplication
Molecular function (GO): DNA binding
Source: RefSeq, a predicted model, not a curated record
AAAAUCUCUGCGGCAUCAGCACCCCGUCUGUGCAAAGUAGCGAUACUGCAGAUACAGGAUUAAGCACAACCGCACAGACCUAUCGCGAGCGCAGCUGUGGCCCUUGACUUGUCCCAUCACAUAGCACAGCGUCUUACCGCCUCCCAGCCGGAAGGCUGUUAGCGACAAGGGUCCACGGGGGUGCCGCUGCCACAGUUGCAACAAGAGCGGAGCUGCAUUGCAGCUACGGCUCUCCCUUACUCCAUAGUUAGACCCUCGGUGCAGCCGGGUUCCCAGCUGCCAUUGCCGCACAUGGUGGCCGCGAAACACUUCGACACGCGGCGUGGAACCCGAUCCUGCCAUAAUGGCUUCCUGGCGAUAAUCACUUGACCCCUGCACAUGUAACGUAGUACAGAAGCCGUCUCCUGCUGAGGUCAGCACGCAAACCUAUACCAAAUUAUCAAUUUGAGCGGGUUUGACAGCCCACCCCGUGCAACGAGGCUAGCGUGCAAUUCGGUGCACUAAAAGCAAUAAUGAAUAAGUAACUGUAAAGCAAAGGCGAUCCGGAAGCGCCAGUUCAUCAGGUCGCUAACAUGGCUCCAAAGAAGGCCAAAAAGGAGCCUGAGGAAGAAGUACUGGACCAGGCAACCUUGGAGCAGGAGGCACAGCGAAAGGAGAGCGAGCGGCUGAAGGAGCUCGCGCUAGACACGGGGCUUCUCGCUGAUGAAAUUGGGCGCGUGACCACCCAAUUGCCGCUGUCCCGAGCUUUGGUUAAGGCCAACGGCAAGGACAUUAUUAAGAAGAGUACCAACCGCAAGAACAGGUACCUGGUGGUUAUCAAUGUGAUGCUGGCACCUGCCGUGGCCGGCCGGUUGGGCACGCUGGCCCGGCUGGACAGCCGCAACCCGGUCAUGUACCUGGAGGGCUUCCCGCCAGGCGGCCGCGGGCGGCUCAAGCUGUGGGGCAGCCACGUGUUCCCGCGCGCGCGCUUCAUGGCCCUCAAGCUGGGCACGCAGGCGGCGGCGGCGGAGGACGUGUUCGAGAGCAUGCUGGUCUUCUCAGAAGCCUGGUGGAUUGGCACCGCCGAGGAAAACCCAGAAGAGCACAAGCUGCCCAUGCCGCCCUCCCUCACCACCGCGACGGAGCAGGGCGCAGGCGGCGCGGCCGGGGCAGGCAUCACGGACGGCGCGGCGGCAGCCGGCGGCAGCGCAGGAGGUGGGGCGGCGGCGCCGCUACACACGGUCUAUGACUAUGCCUACGGCGCCUGUGCCAAGCCGGGCGAGGCAGGUGGGCCGCCCAAGCCGUCCGCCGCGGGUGGCAGCAUCGCCGCGUCGCAGGACCCGGCCGGCGCGGUGCCGCUGAGCCAGCUUCCCACUGGCGGCACACAGGCCGACGACGCGGCGCCGCCAUCCUCCCAGAGGCCGCGCCGCACCGCCGCCCGCCGCGCCUACCGCGACUCCCCCAGCGACGACGAAGACGACGAAGACGGCAUGGGCGCAAUAGCAGAGGACGACGGCGAGGACGGCGACGGCGAUGUGGUCAUGCUGGGCUCGCAGCGGCGCCGCGGCGGCGGCGCUGCAGCCGCGUCCACGCCGCUGGAGGUCGGGGCGGGUGGCGGCGGCGCCGGCGGCGGCGGAGCCGGCACGGCACCGCGUCGCGCGGCGCGCACGUCCGCCCUGAAGCGCAGCUACAAGGAGCUGAGCGAUGAUGAGGAGGGAGGCGGCGGCUGCAAGGACAGCGGCGAGGAGGGCGAUGGCGAGGAGGCGGAGGAGGCGGAGGAGGAGGAGGACAGCGAGGAGCGCGGGCGCAACAAGGCUGCAAAGAAGCGCGCCACGCCCGCUGCCAAGACCAAGGCCGCCGCCACGCCGCGGGGGCAGCAGCCCGCCUCUGGCCGCAAGACGCCGGGGACGGCCGCGGGCAAGAAGGCCGGCCCGGUUAUAACCGUUGACGAUGACGAGGAGGAGAAUGGGGCUGCGGGCGGCUCACAGCGGCCAGCAGCUCGCAAGCCCGCGGCUAAGAAGGCACCGGUGAUUGUGCUCGACGACGACGACGAUGACGACGACGAUGAUGAACAAGAAGAAGAGGAGGAAGAGGAGGACGAGGACGAGGACGAUCAGGAAGCCGAGGAGGAGGGUGACGAGGAGGGCGAUGAUGAUGACGGCGAGGAGGAGGAGGAGGAGGAGGAGGAGGACGGAGAGGGUGACGGCGACAGCAGCGAAGACGGGGUGGAGGAGGCCGACGGGGGCGACGGUGACGAGGAAGAGGAAGAGGGGACAAAGUCCGCUCCCAAGCGGAAGCCAGCGGCAGGCGCCGGCGCGCGCAGCCGAGGCGGCGGCACGGCGGCGGGGCGCGGUGGCGGCCGAGGCGGCGGCCGCGCGGGCGCAGCAGCCGCUAGAAAGCCGCGCAGCGGCGGUGGCGGCAACAAGAAGAAGGUGGUCGGUAGCAACAGCGAUGGAGAUGAUGACGACGACGAUGAUGAGGCAGUCUCCGAGGAGGAGGACGAGGAGGAGGCAGGACCCUCGGCCAAGGAACGCAAGCCGCCGCCGGCGGCGGCCGCAAAGCGCAGCCGCGGCGGCGGGGCCCGCGGCGGCGGCAAGGUGGCGGCGGGCGGCAGCGCCGGCAAGGGCAAGGCGCGGAAGCGUAAGGCCGCGGAGGAGAGCGAGGAGGAAGAGGAGGAGCCGUCAAGUGAGCCGGAUGACGACGACGAUGAGGACUGGUCAGGAUGAGGGGUGAGCAACUGCGGUAGGGCCUGGUGAAGGUUGUCUGCACGGGCUUGAGUCUUCCUACAAGCAUGCCUACGUUGCUGUGUGUCGGCUGGGCGCGAUGGCACAAUGGCACUUCUGUGCUAACUUGGCUAGCACCGGCAUACGGCUGUGAGGUGCUCAACCCCGUGGGGUCGGCGUUAGGUGGGUCGUGGUUGCUCGCCUGGGCUCGUGAAGAAUGAAGCGAGGCACAACUGCACAGCUGCAACCAGCAACUGUCGCUCACUCAUUCCGGGAUGAGUCGUUGCACUCGGGGGUACGUCAUUUCCUGGCAUCCCUGGGGAUGGGGAAUGCCAACUUCUGCACAGUGCUUCAAUGGGCUCUUCGACCGUGGAGCGAGGUAAAAUGCACAGUUGUAAUCAGCAAAUGCA